CAAGGAUGGCGCGCGAACGUGCUCGUGCGCAAGUCACCUGCAUCGCAACCGCCACCCUACUCCUCGCGCAAGCUGUGUUGUCCCAACGACACCCGAUCAAGGAGGCUCUCCUGCUGCACAACGAUGCGUUCAGUAACGCCACCUUCGAGGACUGUGUCUGGAGACGGGAUAAGGAGGUUUGUCCCGAUCCAGAUGUGAACCUACAUCUGUAUACUGAAGCAGACCCUAUUAAGAAUGUUGUAGACCUAAGCAGCCAAGACUGGUUGCGACAGAGCAGCUGGGACCCAGGUCAUGAAAACAUUCUCCUGAUACAUGGCUACGCCGGGGGCGACGAUACGUUGCCGAUUGUCGUGCUUAGAGAUGCGUACCUGCGUCGUGGUGGCUACAACGUGUUCAUGUUGGACUGGGGUGCUCUGUGCCAGCCUCCGUGUUAUGUGGCAGCGGUUCACAACCUGCGCCCUGUAGCUCGGUGUGUCGCUGAAGCGUUGGCUACACUCCGACGCGCCGGCCUUCGGACUGACAACCUAACCUGUGUGGGACACUCCCUGGGAGCACAUCUUUGUGGCAUCAUCGCUAACUAUUUGACGUUCAGACUAAACAGAAUUAUCGGCCUGGAUCCGGCCCGACCUCUGAUCCGCUCAGCACCAGCUCUGCGUUUGGAUCCGGGCGAUGCUCGUGCGGUACACGUGCUGCAUACGAACGCAGGCCGCUAUGGAGAGGGCGCUCGACUUGGACAUGCCGACUUCUGUCUCAAUGGUGGAAGGAGUCAACCUUAUUGCGAAGAUACACCGAACGAGGCGCUUUGCAGUCACAUCUGGUCGAUCUGUUACCAAGCGGAGAGUUUGUUCCGAUCCCGAGACGCGGCUCCAUGUGGCAGGAGGUGUUCCGUGCGGGUGCCGCCCUCCAGGGCUUCGGCAUUACCCGUGCCUAUAGGACAACCGGCACCUAUGAGCGCCUCAGGUGCAUACUGCCUAGAAGACUUCGCGACGCCAUUUUGUCCGUACACCUCAGGGUUAAAGGAAGGUGACACGCGCUGCUGUCUGGAUGAGUUGUACGCCGCCGCUGCGACUGCUGACCCGCCGCGUAAGAGACCACGGCCUGUCAGGCUACGCGGCCCGCGGUAUAGGCAUAAUGAUAACGAUAACGAGUAUUAUACUGUAGUUUAAGCUAAUUGGGUAAGCAGGUGUUAGGGGGUGCAUUCACAAUAUUGUCAGGAAAGAAAAAUAAGUCGUGUUGUAACAGAUCCUUUGAAAAAGGCGAUUAGGUAUAUUUUAUGAUCUUAGCUGAAGUGCCAAUUACAAAAUUUUGAAAGUAGGGCUCAAAUUACAAUGAGAAUGAGAAAUACUUGCUGGACUUGUUUUGAAUUCCGAUAUGACUAGAUACAGAUGCACCCUAAAGUGUGGUAGUAAUCCUUAAGUACCAAAUUAUCUAUGUAUAGUUGAGGUCGAAGUUUUAGCUUUAAAUCUUUGUACAAAUAUUUUACGAUUUGACGUAAUAUUAAUUUUAGUCGAAUAAAGAUUACUGCAGACAAACCGGCAAAUAACGAUAAAAGCAGUGCAAAAUGUAAUGGGGAACAAUAAAAUUGAAUGUGAAUUAACCGAUUACAAAUAUUUGAUUACGGAUUUCUUUAUAACUUUGUUGUAUUUUGUAAGUGUAAAUGUGUAUAGAUUGGAGAAGUUUAGCCAAAGAAAA
Molecule: messenger RNA, 1692 nt
Organism: Spodoptera litura
Lineage: Eukaryota; Metazoa; Arthropoda; Insecta; Lepidoptera; Noctuidae
Product: pancreatic lipase-related protein 2
Biological process (GO): lipid catabolic process
Molecular function (GO): serine hydrolase activity; lipase activity
Source: RefSeq, a predicted model, not a curated record